Messenger RNA from Belonocnema kinseyi, 1354 nucleotides. Its product is annotated as lachesin-like. Lineage: Eukaryota; Metazoa; Arthropoda; Insecta; Hymenoptera; Cynipidae. The record is from RefSeq and is a predicted model, not a curated record. Gene Ontology annotation, cellular component: neuron projection. Bases 14 to 1354 code for a protein of 446 amino acids. The transcript is spliced from 11 exons.
AAGUUCUAGAUGGAUGUCGCUGAUUCGCGUCGUCCUCCUAGUACCAGCGGUUCUCGGCGCUAUGCUAGUCGUCCCGUCCCAUGUGGAAGGACGACAGGCGCGAAAUAUUCAGAUUCAUGGAAAAUCUGCGAGUAACCACGGGUCUCAGGAUAUUCCCAUUGGUGAUGAUUACACGAAUGACUCGCAGCUACCGAGAUUUACCGAGUCAAUACAGAAUGUAACAGUAAGCGUGGGACGUGAUGCUCUCCUUUCUUGCGUCGUCGACAAUCUACAUAAUUUUAAGGUGGCGUGGGUUCGUGUGGAUACUCAGACCAUUCUCUCGAUCCAUCACAAUGUAAUCACCCAGAAUCCUCGCAUCUCGCUUUCGUUCAACGAUCAUCGUUCUUGGUAUCUUCACAUAAAAAAAGUUCAAGAAGUGGAUAGAGGCUGGUAUAUGUGUCAAGUGAACACAGACCCUAUGAGAAGUCGACAAGGCUACCUCCAAGUUGUAGUCCCGCCGGCAAUCAUUGCCAAAGAAACAAGCACGGACAUGGUUGUACGCGAAGCUUCGAAUGUAACAUUAACCUGCAAAGCAACCGGAUAUCCAGAGCCCUACGUUAUGUGGCGGCGUGAAGAUGGAGAAAAUAUCAAUUAUAAUGGAGAAAGCGUGAGUGUCGUAGAUGGCGAAGUAUUACACAUUGUCAAAAUUAGUCGACUACAUAUGGGUGCUUAUUUGUGCAUUGCUUCGAAUGGAGUCCCACCAUCAGUUAGUAGACGUGUCUCUCUACGUGUUCAAUUUCCUCCAAUGUUAUCGAUACCAAACCAAUUGGAAGGAGCUUACAUUGGGCAAGAUGUCACGUUGGAGUGUCACACCGAAGCUUACCCAGACUCAAUAAACUAUUGGACAACCGAUCACGGGGACAUGAUUGUUUCUGGAGACAAGUACGAAGCCAUUUCUACAAAAAGUGAUUACAAUCAAUACAUGUUACUCAAGAUCAGAAAUGUCGGACCCAGAGACUUCGGUUCGUACAAAUGUGUCGCACAAAAUUCUUUAGGAGGAACGGAUGGAGUCAUCAAAUUAGAUGAAAUACCAGCACCUUCCACUACGACGACGCAAGUGUCACUUUUUGCCACGGCGUCUUCAAAACAGAAUGGGAGGAACGGUAAUAAGAAAUCACGACAGAGGCCAAUCGACUAUGAGGUUGAGGAAUGGCGAGAUUCAGAUUACAAUAGGGAUUACGGAUUAGGCUCGAUGAGGCCUCCGGGUGAGCCGUCAAACGCGUUGAGUCAAGGCGCCGCUUCCACUCCUGAGGUAUAUCUCUCGCUCUUCCUCGCCCUCUUAUCCUGUGCACUACUUCCGGCCUUCAGGAGGUGA